Messenger RNA from Pararge aegeria (speckled wood butterfly), 2300 nucleotides. RefSeq lists its product as uncharacterized. Bases 290 to 979 code for a protein of 229 amino acids. NCBI's taxonomy places the organism in Eukaryota, Metazoa, Arthropoda, Insecta, Lepidoptera, Nymphalidae. The transcript has 3 exons. The record is from RefSeq and is a predicted model, not a curated record.
UGUCAAUAAUCAAAUUGAUUAUUUACAAAAGAGAAAAAAUAAUAAUAUAAGUUACCUUCAUUUAAGUAUUAAAUAUAAUCAGAAAUUUUCUAUACUGUACUGGCCUCAGUUUAUAUUAUUUGUUGGACUUAUUUAAUCCAAUUGGAGAUAUUCUAUUCGCUGUUUUUUUAUUUUUCCGAAAUAUCUACUAAAAUUACAUUAAUUGGGUUACUUUGUUUUGAAAUUCUAAUGGUCUGUCCUAAAUAAUGUAUAUUAAUUUUAUUUAGAGUAAAGUAAUCUUGAUUCUAUUAUGGAAUCGGUAUUAUCUUCAGACGAUAGCUACGAUCAAGAAAUCAAAACUUUAAAAAAUCAAUUAGGCGAAUAUGGAUUGGACGAAGAUAAUUUAAGUAAGCAAGAAAUGGUAGAUUUACUGAAAGCUCUCCAAUUCUCAAAGACAACAGUUCAAGAUGAUGAAUCAUUAAAGCUGGAAGAUGAUAGUGCCUGCAAAUCACCUUCGAAGGUUAUAAUGAAGAGAAGAUAUUUAAAUGUCAAAGAUAGACGAAUGCCUUGGAGUCUUUUACCAAACACCCUAACACCAGCAGAAAAAGCGAGGACACUUGCAGCAUACAUAAAAGUAAUGUCAUUAAACAAUUAUCGACAAGCAAGACAGUCUGUCAAUUUGCUCGCUUGGCCAUUACCAAUACAGAUUAUUGAAUCAACAAGAGUGCAGCCACUCCGCUCAACAAGAAGUGGUCGCUCUGUCCCAGUUUAUACAGACUUUGAUGAAGAUUCCUCUGAUUUUGAUCAAGUAAUUACAAAAACAAAGAGGAGGAAAAUAUCAUGUGAUGACCAAAAUGAAGCUGCCAUCACAAAAAAAGGAUUAAGUUUAAAACGUAAAUUUCCAAAAGAUGAAAAUGUUAGACCAUUAAAAGAAGCCAAAAUCAUUGAAAUACAUAAAUCUGAAUCAGAUAUUCAUGAUGUCUACUCAAUUGAUGACUGAUUCUGUUCCAGGUAUAGGAUAUUUAAUGUAUAUUAUGUGUAUGUGUGUAUAUUAUUAUAAUCAAAUAGAAACUCCUGAGAAAGGUAGCAUUUGGAUCUGUUGGGAUCUUAGCAACCAUGACCGAAAAACAUGGUGCAACUCCCCAAUUAAAAAAAAAUAUAUAGUAUAUAUAUAUAUAUAUCCUUUAUAAAUCUACAGCUGACAUAAUAAAUUAAUAGUACUAAUUAGUAGUACCUUUGUGUUAGUGGUACCUUAAAAGCCUAAAGUUGGUAAGAAAAGUUAUACCUAAGAAAUCAGACACACCUACUUUGAAUAAACAAUAAAAAUUGACUUUGAUCGCUAGUUGAUCUAUGCUGGAUUACCAUCUAACAAUAUUUUAAAGACAAUUCAUACGCUCAUACCACCAUUAAACUACAUUGGCAUAUAUCUAGGAAACCUGACGAUUUUUGUCUACUACACUACCUAAAAACAAGCGGUGAUAGCACAUUGGGUCGGAGCCCAACUUCAGCUUUCAGAGGGCAGAGUUCGAAUCCCAGCUAACUUUUCGAAGUUAUGUGCGUUUUUAUUAAUUAAAAUAUCUCUUGCUUCAAUGGUGAAGGAUAACAUCGUCAGAAAACCUGGCUGCCUGAGAGUCCAAUAUAAUGUUCUCAAGGGUGUGUGGAGUCCGCCAAUCAGCACUGGGCCAGCGUGGUGGACUAUGGCCUUAACCCCUUCUCAUUGUAAUAGGAAACCCGUGAUGUGUUCAUGAUAAUGAUGACACUAACUUAUAAUAUUUAUUUGUAUUGAUGCCAGCUAUUGAUUAAUAAAGCUUUUACGUGCUACCCCUAUUUUGUAAAAAAUAAACCUGAAGGACUGUAGGUAAACAAGGCUUAAUAUAAAAAUAUUCAAACGGCUUUCUUAGAUCAGAGUCGGGUCAAGCUGGCUAAUCUAAAUAACAAAGUCUGAAUAAUUGAAUGUGAAUAAAUCAAUACAACCGGAAAGGUGUAGGAAGUGAUUGUUCCUUUCCAUAAAAUCGAAUCCAGCCCUAUAGCAUAAAAUACGGGUUUAGCGUGCCAAAGUCUUGUGUGCCAUUUUAGGUGAACUAAGUUCUUCAUGGCAAUUAAUUAGGCCAAAAGUAUUUAAUUCCAGUAUUUAAUUAUUGCAAAGAUUGAGCCAAAGUACUUUUCGGUGAUCGGUUAUAAAAUGUUAACAUUUUCAUAAAAAGCCCUUAACUUGCACAGUACCAGUUAAAUAAUUAAUUAAUAAAUAAAUAUACUAUGACAAUACGCAUCGCCGUCUAGCACCAAAGUAAGCGUAGCUUGUGUUAUGGGUACUAAGUUGA